Molecule: messenger RNA, 434 nt
Organism: Rhagoletis zephyria (snowberry fruit fly)
Lineage: Eukaryota; Metazoa; Arthropoda; Insecta; Diptera; Tephritidae
Product: 60S ribosomal protein L28-like
Biological process (GO): translation
Cellular component (GO): ribosome
Molecular function (GO): structural constituent of ribosome
Source: RefSeq, a predicted model, not a curated record
CCGAAUGUCAUUGUUUGACAUGUAGCAAAUAGCUGCUAACUUCACUUCAGACAUGGCACUUCCUGGUUCUUUUCGUCAUCGUUUCCAAGAGAAAAAGACUUGAGAUGGCCACCACAUCACCGCAUCUUAACUGGUUGAUUAUCCGCAACAACAACGCUUUCCUGUUGAAGAAGCGCGAUGUGAAGAAACCUUUCAGUACGGAGGCAAGCAAUUUAACCAAUGUAAGCUCAUUCCGCUACAGUGGAUUGGUUCACAAGAAAACCGUUGGUGUUGUACCCGCUGCCGACAAGAAGGGAUUUUCGGUUGUUCUAAAGAAGGGCAAGAACGCUCAGCGUCCCGCUAAGAGCACCGUUCGUGUUUCGUUUAAGGCCGGGCCCAGAAGGGCACUGAAAAAGUUGAAGAAUCUUUUGACAUUCAAUAUUUCCAACAAAUGA